Messenger RNA from Colletotrichum navitas, 2108 nucleotides. Its product is annotated as general substrate transporter. The transcript is spliced from 4 exons. Gene Ontology annotation, cellular component: membrane. Gene Ontology annotation, biological process: transmembrane transport; carbohydrate transport. The record is from RefSeq and is a predicted model, not a curated record. Gene Ontology annotation, molecular function: carbohydrate:proton symporter activity. Bases 411 to 2006 code for a protein of 531 amino acids. NCBI's taxonomy places the organism in Eukaryota, Fungi, Ascomycota, Sordariomycetes, Glomerellales, Glomerellaceae.
AACUCGGUUGCCCUUGUCAUGGCCUGCCGCAUACACAUUGGAAGAUCAAAGUAGAGAGAAAGAGAGAGAGAGAGAGAUGCGGUUGUGUCCGUCUCCCCGCGUCCCCCCCCCCUCGGGGAAGCUUCUGCGGGAACUCCGCGUCGUGUCACACACACUCUGCGGAGAAGUUUAUAUCUUCGUCCUCCCCUCGCUCCUCUCUCCCGUGAGAUGCUCCCCGAACGCUUCUUGUUGUCACUGCCGCUAUCGUGCCCAAGCCUCCCCCCCCCGCCGGUGCCCAACACGCAAGACGAUAUCUUGAGAAGUCUGCAGCCUUUUUUGGCCUACUCUCUUCUCUCCCCCUCCAACUUGCUUGGCCAUUGGAACCGGCCAACACCUCCAAACCACCGCAGCCGCGCCUCCCCGUCGUCAUCAUGGCUAUCAAGCCCGCCGGCGUGCCGGGCAAGACCUGGCCCGCCAUCGCCAUUGGCUUCUUCGUCGCCUUCGGAGGUCUGCUUUUCGGCUAUGACACGGGCACGAUCAAUGGCAUCCUCGAGAUGACCUACUGGCAACGCCUCUUCAGCACCGGCUACGUGGACACCAAAGGCCAUCCCGACGUCUCCCCGUCCCAGGAGUCCGCCAUCGUCUCCAUCCUCUCUGCCGGCACCUUCUUCGGCGCCCUGGCCUCGCCUCUCCUGGCCGACUCCAUCGGACGUCGCUGGGGUCUCGCCGCCUCCUGCUGGGUUUUCAACCUCGGCGUCGCUCUCCAGACCGCCGCCGUCGACAUCCCCCUCUUCCUGGCCGGCCGCUUCUUCGCCGGCUUCGGUGUCGGUCUGAUCUCCGCAUUGGUCCCUCUCUACCAGUCCGAGACCGCCCCCAAGUGGAUUCGCGGUGCCAUUGUCGGUGCCUACCAGUGGGCCAUCACCAUCGGUCUGCUCCUGGCCGCCAUCAUCAACAACGCCACCCACAAGCGUCAGGACACGGGCUCCUACCGCAUCCCCAUCGCCGUCCAGUUCCUCUGGUCGAUCAUCCUCUUCGUCGGCAUGCUGAUCCUGCCCGAGACCCCUCGCUUCCUCAUCAAGCGCGGCCGCCUCGAAGACGCCACAAAGGCCCUGGCCAAGCUCCGCCGCCUGCCCGAGAACGACCCGUACGUCGCCGAGGAGAUUGCCGAGAUCAAGGCCAACCACGACUACGAGUCCAGCAUCGGCACCGCCACCUACCUCGACUGCUUCAGGCCCCCCGUGCUCAAGCGCCAGUUCACCGGCAUGGCCCUCCAGGCCCUCCAGCAGCUCACCGGCAUCAACUUCAUCUUCUACUACGGCACCACCUACUUCGAGAACUCGGGCUUCUCCAACAGCUUCGUCAUCGGCAUGAUCACCUCCUCCAUCAACGUCGUCUCCACCCUUCCCGGCAUGUACGCCGUCGACCGCUGGGGCCGCCGCCCCCUGCUCCUCUGGGGCGCCGUCGGCAUGUGCGUCUCGCAGUUCCUCGUCGCCAUGCUGGGCACCUUGACCACCAGCCAGGACGCCGCCGGCAACAUCAUUGUCCUCAACAUGCCCGCCCAGAAGGCCGCCAUCGCCUUCGUCUGCAUCUACAUCUUCUUCUUCGCCUCCACCUGGGGCCCCCUCGCCUGGGUCGUCAACGGCGAGAUCUUUAGCCUCAAGACCCGCGCCAAGUCUCUGUCUCUGUCGACCGCCACCAACUGGCUUCUCAACUGGGCCAUCGCCUACGCCACCCCCUACCUGGUCAACUACGGCGACGGCUACGCCAACCUGCAGUCCAAGAUCUUCUUCGUCUGGUUCGGCGCCUGCUUCAUCUGCAUCGCCUUUGUCUACUUCUUCAUCUACGAGACAAAGGGCCUCACCCUCGAGGAGGUCGAGGAGCUGUACGCCGAGGUCAGCGUCGCCAGCAAGUCCACCAACUGGAAGCCCACCACGACCUUCCGCGACCGCCAGGCCGCCGACGGCGACAAGGCCGUGCCGCAAAGCGACGGCGACGCCGCUCACCACGAGAAGACCGCCUCUGCUUAGAUAUGCUGUCCAGUGUGUGUGCGUGUGUGUGUGUGUGUGUGUGUGUGGGCGGGGAAAUAGUAAUGAAAAAAGAGAGGUCUCCUUGCGCGCGCGCCUCAUGGA